Messenger RNA from Leptosia nina, 939 nucleotides. NCBI's taxonomy places the organism in Eukaryota, Metazoa, Arthropoda, Insecta, Lepidoptera, Pieridae. The record is from the annotation of a GenBank genome assembly.
AUGCAGUCGAAAUACCAUCAAGGGGGGGGUUUUAGCACAAAUGCUAUAUAUCCUUAUCUAGCGAUCGCUGCUCAUAACUGUGUUCCUAAUAUUGUUCAUACAAUACUUUAUGAAGGAUACGAGGUUCAAGUCCGUGCAGCCGUACCAAUAAAGGCAGGAGAAAUAUUAUAUCUAAGCUACGCCCACGCGCUGUCCCCAACUCUCAGUCGAAGAGAAUAUCUGCUCGAGUCCAAGUUCUUCAAUUGUGAAUGCAAGCGUUGCGCGGAUCCAACAGAACUGGGAACCCAUAUGAGUACCCUCAAAUGCAGCAAAUGUGACAAUGGCGUUAUUCUGUCAAGCAAUCCUUUAGAUAAUGAUGCUCAAUGGAAUUGCACAGACAAGGGGUGUGGUUUUAAAACGUCUGGUGCUGCUAUGCGAAAGUUUUUGAGCGUAAUUCAAAGUGAGGUGGAUCAAUUGGACUCGUUGGAACCAGGACCCCAAGCUAUUGAGCAAAGGGAAGCUUUUAUUAGUAAGUAUAAGUCCGUGUUCCAUCCACGUCACUCGGUGUUACUAUCUGUAAAAUGCACAUUGGCCGAGUUAUAUGGGAGAGUAGAGGGUUAUACCAUUGAUGAAUUGCCAGAUAUAAUGCUUGGACGUAAAGUGGAAAUGUGCCGUCUGAUAUUGGAUACACUGGAUAUUAUUCUUCCAGGGGAAACACGAAUGAGAGGUAUGAUGCUAUAUGAAUUGCAUGCACCACUUAUGUAUUUAGCCAGAAGUGAAUUUGCAGCGGGUUUAGUAUCGCAGGAUCAGUUGAAAGAAAAAUUAAAAGAACCACUGCAGUGUUUGGUUGAAGCUGCAAGGAUUUUGCAAAGAGAAGACCCACAAAGCCCUGAAGGUAUUAUGGGGCACAUUGCUUUCGAAUCUAUGGCACAAUUGAAAAUGAGCUUGGAUACUUUGUAA